This is a messenger RNA of Gadus chalcogrammus (walleye pollock), 5050 nucleotides long. Its product is annotated as neurobeachin-like. Gene Ontology annotation, biological process: intracellular protein localization. The coding region runs from base 326 to 5050 and encodes 1574 amino acids. Gene Ontology annotation, molecular function: protein kinase binding. The transcript has 29 exons. The record is from RefSeq and is a predicted model, not a curated record. Gene Ontology annotation, cellular component: membrane; cytosol. Lineage: Eukaryota; Metazoa; Chordata; Actinopteri; Gadiformes; Gadidae.
GUGCCCACCGCGACUGCACUGACCGCAACCUGCCAGAGAGGCAGAGCAAAAGAUAGCAAGAGGCGUAGAAAAGCCUAGGCUAUCGUUGUGCCAGCGUCGAGGUUCAGUCUAUUUCACCGUCCCUAUGAAUUCUUAUACACCUUCCGGAGGAUAGGGAGAAUUCGGGGGGAUUUUGAAUUCCGUUUUGCUUUGUUUUUUCCCCGCUAGUCUCUUUAUCCCCAUGCCCCGUUGAUGUUUUUUUGUGCACCAUCACCAGACGUUUUGGCCGUAGAGCAGGUGUGAGGGACCGCGGCGACCGCUCCUCUCCUCCCGCUUCCAAGAGGAGAUGUCGAGUGAGAAGCCGGUUUCAGCACCACCACCAGGCUCGGCGUCGCUGACGGACACGGCUAGAGAUCACCAUCCCUCGGGUCCGGUGCAGCAGGUCGUCACCAGCACCGGCUCCACGACCGUAGGGGAGAGGAUGGUGUCUUCCGCCGGCAAUAUGGUGCUCCCGGCCGGGGGGAUAAACCCCGCCGUCCCGAUAAGGAAUAUCCAAAUGAAAUUCGCCGUGUUGGUGGGCCUGAUCCAAGUCGGGGAGGUUAGCAACAGAGACAUCGUGGAGACGGUGCUGAACUUGCUGGUGGGGGGAGAGUUCGACCUGGAGAUGAACUUCAUCAUCCAGGAGGCGGAGAGCAUCGGCUGCAUGGUGGAGCUGCUGUCCCACUGCGAGGUCACCUGCCAGGCGGAGAUCUGGAGCAUGUUCACCGCCAUCCUGCGCAAGAGCGUGCGCAACCUGCAGACCAGCACCGAGGUGGGGCUCAUCCAGCAGGUGUUGGUCAAGAUGAGCACCGUGGACGACAUGAUUGCAGACCUGCUGGUGGACAUGCUGGGGGUGAUGGCCAGCUACAGCAUCACAGUGAAGGAGCUCAAGCUGCUCUUCAGCAUGCUGAGGGGUGACAACGGGGUCUGGCCCAGACAUGCCAUCAAGCUGCUGUCUGUGUUGAACCAGAUGCCCCAGAGACACGGUCCAGACACCUUCUUUAACUUCCCAGGAAGAAGUGCAGCGGCUAUAGCGUUGCCACCGAUCGCUAAAUGGCCUUACCAGAAUGGAUUCACCCUCAACACUUGGUUCAGACAGGACCCCCUCAACAACAUCAACGUGGACAAAGACAAGCCCUAUCUCUAUUGUUUUCGAACCAGCAAAGGCAUCGGUUACUCUGCUCACUUUGUGGGGAACUGUCUGAUCGUCACGUCGCUCAAGUCGAAAGGGAAAGGCUUUCAGCACUGCGUGAAAUAUGAUUUCCAGCCCCGCAAGUGGUACAUGAUCAGCAUCGUGCACAUCUACAACCGCUGGAGGAACUCUGAGAUCCGUUGCUAUGUCAAUGGACAGCUCGUGUCCUACGGCGACAUGGCCUGGCACGUCAACACAAACGAUAGCUAUGACAAGUGUUUCCUGGGCUCCUCGGAGACGGCCGACGCCAACCGGGUGUUCUGCGGUCAGCUGGGGGCCGUGUACGUGUUCAGCGAGGCCCUCAACCCCGCACAGAUCUUCGCCAUCCACCAGCUGGGCCCCGGCUACAAGAGCACCUUCAAGUUCAAGUCGGAGAGCGACAUCCACCUGGCGGAACACCACAAGCAGGUGCUGUACGACAGCAAGCUGGCCAACUCCAUCUCCUUCACCUACAACGCCAAGGCCACGGACGCACAGCUGUGCCUGGAGUCCUCGCCCCGCGAGAACGCCUCCAUCUUCGUCCACUCGCCGCACGCCCUCAUGCUCCAGGACGUGAAGGCCAUCGUGACCCACUCCAUCCACAGUGCCAUCCACUCCAUCGGGGGCAUCCAGGUCCUGUUUCCCCUGUUCUCCCAGCUGGACUACCGGCAGCUCAACGACAGCUCCGUGGACACCAGCGUCUGUGCUACAUUGCUAGCCUUCCUGGUGGAGCUUCUGAAGAGCUCGGUGGCCAUGCAGGAGCAGAUGCUGGGAGGGAAAGGCUUCCUCGUGAUUGGCUACCUCCUGGAGAAGUCGUCCCGGGUGCACAUCACCAGGGCGGUGCUGGAGCAGUUCCUGUCCUUCGCCAAGUACCUGGACGGCCUGCCCCACGGCGCGCCGCUGCUCAAGCAGCUGUGCGACCACGUCCUGUUCAACGCCGCCAUCUGGAUCCACACCCCCGCCAAGGUCCAGCUCUCCCUGUACACAUACCUGUCGUCAGAGUUCAUCGGCACGGCGACCAUCUACACGACCAUCCGGCGCGUGGGCACGGUGCUGCAGCUCAUGCACACGCUCAAGUACUACUACUGGGCCUGCAGCCCCCUGGAGUGUAGUGGCAUCACGCCCAAGGGCCUCGACGGGCCGCGGCCGACCCAGAAGGAGAUCAUCUCGCUGCGAGCGUUCAUGCUCCUGUUCCUCAAGCAGCUCAUCCUGAAGGAUCGAGGUGUGAAGGAGGAUGAGCUGCAGAGUAUUCUGAACUACCUGUUGACUAUGCAUGAGGAUGAGAACAUCCAUGACGUGCUCCAGUUGCUGGUGGCUCUGAUGUCGGAGCACCCGGCCUCCAUGAUCCCUGCCUUCGACCAGCGCAACGGCAUCAGGGUGAUCUGCAAGCUGCUGGCAUCCAAGAGCGAGAGCAUCAGAGUCCAAGCCCUCAAAGUCCUGGGCUACUUCCUCAAGCACCUCGGUCACAAGCGGAAGGUGGAGAUCAUGCACACGCACAGCCUGUUCACGCUGCUCGGUGAGAGACUGAUGAUGCACACCAACACCGUCUCCGUGACGACCUACAACACCCUGUACGAGAUUCUGACGGAGCAAGUGUGCACCCAGGUGGUUCACAAACCCCACCCGGAGCCAGACUCCACCGUCAAGAUUCAGAACCCCAUGAUCCUGAAGGUGGUGGCCACGCUGCUGAAGAGCUCCACCCCCAGCACUGAGCUGAUGGAGGUCCGGAGGCUGUUCCUCUCCGACAUGAUCAAGCUCUUCAGCAACAGCCGCGAGAACCGCCGCUGCCUGCUGCAGUGCUCUGUGUGGCAGGACUGGAUGUUCUCGCUGGGCUACAUCAACCCCAAGAGCCCCGAGGAGCAGAAGAUCACAGAGAUGGUGUACAACAUCUUCCGCAUCCUGCUCUACCACGCCAUCAAGUACGAGUGGGGCGGCUGGAGGGUGUGGGUGGACACCCUCUCCAUCGCCCACUCCAAGGUGACCUACGAGGCCCACAAGGAGUACCUGGCCAAGAUGUACGAGGAGUACCAGCGGCAGGAGGAGGAGAACAUGAAGAAGGGCAAGAAGGGCUCCGUCUCCACCAUCUCCGGCCUGUCCGCCGUGCCCGCUCCCGUCGUCAACGGCAACCUGGAGAUCGACGACAACUCCGCCACGCAGACGCCCGAGAGCGAGGCCGAGUACAGCGAGGGCGGCGUCGGCGGCGUUGUCGGCGGCGUUGUCGGCGGCGUCGGCGUCGUCGUCGGCGACUCCUCGCGCAACCUCCUGGCGGACGGCGCGGUGAAGCGGCCCGACGCCGAGGCCCUGACGCCCGGGGACCAGAUCCCCGUGCCGGGCGUCCGGGUGGAGGUGCACGACCUGCUGGUGGACAUCAAGGCGGAGAAGGUGGAGGCCACGGAGGUGAAGCUGGACGACCUGGACCUGUCCCCGGAGGGGCUAGGCGGGGGCCUGGUGGCGGGCGUGGUGGUGGGCGGCGGCGUGGGCGUGGGCGUGGGCGUGGAGAACGGACCCCUGGUGGAGGUGGGGUCCCUGCUGGACAGCGCCUACUGCGCGGCGGUGCAGAACCUGAACGGGGGCCUGGCGCUGAAGGAGGAGCGGCCUGGGGCCAGGGGCGUCUGCCUGGGCUCCGGCCUGGGGCUGGCGGGGGUCGGCCUGGAGGACGACGGGAACAUGGGACCCCUCAUCACGCUGGCCGACGAGAAGGACAGCGUGCCCAGCAACAACGGCUUCCUCUUCAGCAAGGUGGAUGAGAAGCUCCUCCCGGCUCUGGCAGCCCCAGACCCGCUGGUCCUCCCCAGGGCCGACCAGCCGCCCCCCCCUGGCCCGGGGCCCGGCUGCCCCAGUGACGACCUCAGCCUGCUGGCCCACAUGACCAGCUGCGGCUCGGACCUGGGCCCGCAGGCGCAGAGCUCGGGCCCCGGGGACAUGCCCGAGGACGACGCCUUCAAGAUCCAGAGCCCCCUGGCGGACAUCAGCUCCAUCGCGGCCGCCGAGAGCCUGCAGGCGAGGGCGCAGGCGCACGCCGCCGCCAGGGCCGAGUUCCCCGAGGGGGAGGGCCCGGCGGGGGCCGACGGAGAGGGGGCGGGGCUGAAGGCCGGCGGGGACACGGCCAGCACCGCCUCCGACACCGAGAGGUCUGACGACGGCAAGGACAAGGACGUCAAGAAGAUCCAGACCACCGCGACCACCCAGGCCCUGCACGGCCGGACGGCGGCCCAGCUGGAGAGGGACCUGCGGGUGGACCUGGGCUUCCGUGGCAUGCCCAUGACGGAGGAGCAGCGGCGGCAGUUCAGCCCCGGCCCGCGCACCACCAUGUUCCGCAUCCCCGAGUUCAAGUGGUCGCCCAUGCACCAGCGGCUGCUCACCGACCUGCUGUUCGCCCUGGAGACCGACGUCCACGUGUGGAGGAGUCACUCCACCAAGUCCGUAAUGGACUUUGUGAACAGCAACGAGAACAUCAUCUUCGUGCACAACACCAUCCAUCUGAUCUCUCAGAUGGUGGACAACAUCAUCAUCGCCUGCGGAGGCAUCCUUCCUCUGCUCUCUGCGGCCACCUCCCCCUCUAGUUCUAAGAGUAGUGCCAACGCUAAGGCAGGAGGAGCGGCGCCCCAGGGGGGGUCAAAGGGCAAGGAGGUGAACCCUUUGCCGGGGGCUGGAGCCGCAGGGGGUGAGACGGAGCUGGAGAACAUCGAGGCCACCCAGGGCAUGUCCUCAGAGACGGCGGUCACCUUCCUGUCCCGCCUCAUGGCCAUGGUGGACGUCCUGGUGUUCGCCAGCUCGCUCAACUUCAGCGAGAUCGAGGCGGAGAAGAACAUGUCCAGCGGGGGGCUGAUGAGGCAGUGCCUCCGACUUGAUAUUGUAUAA